CCAACUGCCUCCGAAGUUUUCAGUCUGCUACCCUCCCGUGCUCCUCGCUUCUCUCACGCCAGUCCAGCAGCCGAGAGGAAUCCAGUGCCGCACAAAUACACUUCAAUCCAAUCCAAUGCACCCAUGAUCCAAGCAACCACCAAAUCGAAGCUAACCAUGCUUCUGAGCCACUAGCAGCACGCCAGCAGCACGCCGGAGGGGGAGUCGACGAGGAGGAGGAGGAUCCAUCGAUCUGGCCGCGUGGUGGAUGUGCCGCUCCCCGUGCAGUCCAGACCGACGGCCCGCACGCCGGGGGUGAGAAGCCGAGCUUAGGAGGCCGCCGCGUCGAGCGCGCCUCUCCAUCCAUCGGCCUCCGAAUCCCGACCAUGGAAUCGCCGCCGCUGAAGCUCAACGUCGGCCGAGGUGAGGACAGAAUCAGCGCGCUCCCCGACGAACUCCUCCUCCGGACGCUCGAGCGCCUCGCCCUGCGCGACGCCGUCCGCGCCGGCGCAGUCUCAACGCGGUGGCGGCACCUCCCUCACCAGCUCUCGCUCGUGGCGCUCGGCAUCCGCCACUUCCGCCGCGCCACGCUGGCCGAGACCAUGGACGCGUUCGCGGCCGCUUUACUCUCCGUGUGCCCUCCGGCCGAGCGCCACUGCGAAUGCCAGCGCAGCUAUGCCAUCAAGGACCUCCGCCUCUGCUUCUACCCUUCGGCCCCUCACCUGAGCUCCAUCGGCCGCACCGUUGAGGACGUCCUCAGCUGCGGCAGGACCGAAUCCCUCGAAUUUCUGAUAUCCCUGCUGCCCGGGGAAUACACUCCCUCGCAGCUCGCCGAGUUCGGGCAGCAAUUGAUGUCCUUCUCCCGUGCCUACCAGGAUGCUUUCCGGUGCCUCACAAGGCUAUCCCUCAAGGGCCUUGCUUUCGGGGACUCAGACGUCAACGACCUCAUUAGAGCUUGCGAUAAGCUCAAGUGCCUCACACUGAUAUCCUGCAGACUAGUUCAUCGCCACUCUGUCCUCAAGAUUGACACACCGUUUUCUGGGCUCCAGGAGCUCGAGUUCAUCCACUUUGUGUGCAGGAGGAUCGAGCUCAUCUCUGUCCCCAAGCUCAGUAAAGUGAACUGCCACUGGUCCUUGAAGAACCCUCCGGUUCGCUUCGGCUAUGUUCCCGAGCUUUGCGAAGUCAGCCUCACUCGUCAGCCCAAGGUGUGGAAGGCGCCAUUCCUGCUGAGCAAGUGCUUGUCAAGGAGUGCAACGAACUUGUCGAAAUUGCAUCUCAAUUUUUGCCACCAAAUGAUUUGGAUUCAGCCGGAACAACCGAACCAGCUCGCUGUUAUAUUCAGCAACCUAACGGAUGUGGGGCUUUUCUGUAUCUUUCCUGAGUGUGAUCUGAGCUGGACCCUGUUUAUCCUUGAAGCUGCACCUGCCCUGCAGAAGUUUCAUUUAUCUCGAGCUCGACCAUGCGCCAAAGUGUCCGAGGAAGGUGCGGAGAAGACGAACGUGGUGUGGGGACCAUCCAAUGGUUUCAAGCACUUCAACUUGAAAUGGCUGGAGAUUCAAGGGCUCGAGGAGGAAGGCAAGGUCACAAAUUAUAUAAGGCUAGUCAUGGAACGAGCUGUGGGGUUGAAGAAAAUCGUGCUGCUUGGAGAACCCCCAUGCGAGGACUGCACCGACUGUGAAAUAAAAUCCCAGGUGGAUGAAGCAAGCAGACGUCGGGUUAAGGAGGAACUUGCCCAUGAAUCCUCCUCGUCCGUGGAGAUAAUAAUGCGCUGAAAGAUAUGGUGAAGGAAUGAUGGGUCUCAUAGCGCUCACAGGCUUUUGCACGCCUUCAGUCGUAAUUUUAAUUCUAGUUGUCAAAGGCCUUAGGAUACUUGGUUCGUGUGAACCUCGCAAUGUAGUAGCUGAAUUAUUUGUGUGCUGCAAUCUGGAAUUCUGGAUGCAUGUUUCUCUCUUUGAAUUUACCGAAAAAUUGCCUGCCA
Messenger RNA from Triticum aestivum (bread wheat), 1957 nucleotides. RefSeq lists its product as uncharacterized. Lineage: Eukaryota; Viridiplantae; Streptophyta; Magnoliopsida; Poales; Poaceae. Gene Ontology annotation, molecular function: protein binding. The transcript is spliced from 3 exons. The record is from RefSeq and is a predicted model, not a curated record. The coding region runs from base 366 to 1751 and encodes 461 amino acids.